AUGAGGUGGUGACUUGUCCAGGGUGUACACCGCCUUCCGCCCGAAUGCAGUUGAAAUAGUCUCCAGCACCCCCCGCGACCCCAAAAGGGACAAGCGGUAGAAAAUGGAUGGAUGGAUGGUGUCCAAAUCUUUUCCAGCAACAGCUACUUACCCACAAAUGCAGCUUCCAUUUCCGGUCCAUGUUGUCAACAUCGAACAAGCACGUGCUACACAGCCCCUAAAAAUGCCGAAGCAUCGGAAACCAAAAGGUAAACCGGCGGAGAAGGUUGUCCAUCCGUACAGCAGGAAAGCUGCUUCCUUGGCCAGCGAGGAAAUACGACUUCAAAAGAAAGAAAGACAGAAAAUUGACAAAGCGGCGCGUCUGAAAAGCAUUGGGGAGAAGCUGCUGUGGUUCCAGGGACAACUAGACCCAGAAAAGACGAGGUACACUAAGAAAGAUGCCUGUGACAUCAUUGAAAGGUACCUGAAGAGGUUUGAUUCGGAGCUGGAGCAGAUCGAGCUGGUGAACAGCAUCAAAGGUCGCCAGGGUCGUCUCCACGCCGCCAGAGAGAGCUUCAUCAAGCAGACCACCGAGCGGGAGCGAGCGCAGUACGAGGGCGUGGGAUUCGAGAUCCCAGACUUCAUCAACACAAAACAACUGAAAAGUUUCAGGGAAUGGACGGGAGACUUGAAGAAACUUCCAAAUAUUAAACUGAGGAAGGUUUCAAACCAAGGCUUGGAAGUGACGGAUAAGGGAGAGAAGAACGAUGCAGCCGAAGAAGAAGAAGAAGAAGAAAUGAAAAAAGAGGAAGAAGAGUCAGAUGAGGAGCGGCCAGAUGAAAACGAAAACAUGACUUCUUGACUCCAAUUGACUUCAGGUUUGGAGACGCCUUCUUAGUCAAUAGAACAUUUGGAGUGGUGCAGUAUAUGUUUAACCAGCAGAUGGCGCCAGAUCUACAACAAUCACUUAACAGGUAGACACGCUUUCACUUUCACUCUUUAUUCAUCAAACAAACAAGAGUCUGUAAUGUGAAUAUUGCAUUAAUAUUCUUUAUCCAGUCAAAGAUAGGAAAAAGUCAUUCUCUGGUAGAAAAGUGCUAAAAGACUCAUUCUCAGCCGAGCACCUUUUUAAGUCAAAGAUUGUAUUUAUUAACCUUAGAAUCAUGUUUUCACACGCUUCAUUGGAGAUUGUUCAAAAAGAAGAGGAGAUUGCCAGAAAAUAAACAUUUAAUUUCUUUUGUUUUCAAGGCCAACUUUUGUAUUCCCUAAUAUCGUGGCGAGUGGGGUUUGUUACUCAGCCGCAGAGAGUACCAGGCGUCAUUUAACCCAGGGGUGUUCCAGGUGUUUCACUGAAGGACGCACACUGAAAAAAUGAAAGCGUGCGGGGGCCAUUUAGAAUUUUUACUUCUUCAAAACCAAUACAUUAUAUAUUUUUACUCUUAGGGACCCAAAGGGGUUUCAGUCAUUCAAGUGCUUAAAAUAAGUAUUUUAUUUUUUUUAAACUUUCAACACCUAAAUAUCAUACCUGCCAACUACUCCGGUUUUCCCGUAAUUAGUACGGUUUUCAUCAACCUAUUCCGGGUUACGGUUGCAGUGAUAAAAAAUACGGUUUUUCAUUAAUUAAAA
Messenger RNA from Nerophis lumbriciformis (worm pipefish), 1605 nucleotides. Lineage: Eukaryota; Metazoa; Chordata; Actinopteri; Syngnathiformes; Syngnathidae. The record is from RefSeq and is a predicted model, not a curated record.